AUGAUUGAUAGAACCACCUCAACAACCAACAUCCACCAAUACCAGACAGAGCCAUUGCAAAGAAUGGACAUUGUGCCCGAUGAAAAGACCAUUGUCAAUCAGAUUCAGCACCUUUUGCUAGUAGAAGACGAUGACAUAUUUGACAAUGAUGGUGACGAUGAAGAUGAACAAGAUGAGGAUUUUGCAGACUUGCCACCUACGCUGGAUGCACCGGAUCUCACCAGAAGGGGAUCAACAUCGUCUGAAUUUAGCCAUAUUCAAUACGUCGACUCUAUCCGAAAGACUCGCCCCUUGCCAAAGAUUCCUGAUCGCACCUCAUCAAAAGAACUGUCCAGCAAUAUGACCGCCAUCAUGAGCGAGAGUUUUAAAAACAACACUCGAGUUUCUGCUCAACAAUUAUUCCAAAUGUUGAAUCAAAGCAAGUCGGCUGAAGAUGACGAACAGGACACAAGCGACGAUGAUGUUGAAUACGGAGGCGUAUUUGCAUUGAAAACGCAAAUGCCAUCACCGACGUUAUCCAAUAGAGAGGUUUUAAAACAGUACUACGAGGAGCUUAAUCUAAAUUACAAGACAAUGACACCAGUGGAAGAAGUGGAUGAGGAUCAGUUUAUUACCAACUACGCCUUGGAAUCUCCUCCUGAGCAGAGUACAAGACCUGUGUCACAGAUUUCCCUACAGCCGCCUAGCUUAGCUAGUGGAAGAAGCUCCCCUACGUCUUCUCGUAACUCGAACCAGUCCAUCGAUUUACCUGAUCCACCACUUGAUGUUGAUUUUCAGACACCAAGACAAGCAAAUGCCAUUCUACAGACAGCAAACCAGCAGCCUACAGAGUCUGAUCAGCAGAAAUUCGAUACUAUCAAUGGUAUCAGCUCCAUGUAUGCAACACCCACUGACGGAUAUAGCUAUGGUGCGCCUCGGCCAUCAUUAGAACAUGUCUGCGAAGCUAGUGAAAGCACUCCAAAGCAUCAAAAUGCUCCACCCAGCAGACUAUCUUUAUACGGCGAUGUUCAAAAGCUCUCUGAAUUAAAUCAGGCCCUGAUGACACCAGAGAUUUCCAAAAGCUCCGUCCUUGCUCCAGCUCAUCAGCAGCCACGACCUGAGCAGCAACAGCAACAGCAACAGCAACAGCAACAGCAACAGCAACAGCAACAGCAAGCCUUAGUGUCUGUGAGCUCGUACAAUAAGCAAGCCAAUGCAAGAGUGUCCAUGGCCCCUGCCAGUUUAGUGCAUGACAAGGAAUCAAUGAAAACUUACCGUCGUAUGGCUACCAAAACCAAUGAUCGUAACAUCCAAUUUACCUAUGCUAAAUAUCUGAUGCAACUGGUGUCUCUCUAUGUUGGCAGCAAGGAACCUAGCGUGGUAGCUACUCGUGAUCGCUUACAAGAGGAGGCAGAAUACUGGGUUGAUAAACUGGCAAAAUCCAAUUAUGCAGCUGCUCUUUACACCAAGGGUCAAUGGCUUCGUCAUUGUGGUGAUAGCAAAGCCGUUGGUAUCUUUGUGGGUGCUCAAUACAAGAAAGUGUCUCAUGCAAAAGCAUUCAAAUGUUUCCAGCAAGCUGCCAAAUAUGGGUCUGUGGAGGCUUACUAUGAGCUUGCAGAGUAUUGGAUGGUGCGCAAAGACUAUAAAAAGUCCAUGGAUUGCUAUCGCUAUGCUGCCUCGAAACAACACAUUCUUUCGCUCUAUAAACUAGCCAACAUCUUGCUUCGUGGUCUGCUUCAUCAACAAAAGGACAUUCAACAAGGUUUGAUCUACUUGAGGCAGGCUGCUGAUUCAGAAAAGCCAGACUGUGCCCGCUCAGCUUAUGAUUUGGCCUGUAUAUUGUCAAACGAUCUCAAGAGCAUCGACUUGGAAAACGAGCCCUCUAUUACUACUUUUUACAUUACGCCAAAUACCACAUCAGCAAUGCAUUAUUUCAAAAAGGCAGACAGCUUUGGCUUGAUCAAUGCUACCUUCCGCUUGGGCCAAUUUUACAAGGAAGGGCAACAGCAAUUUCAUCCCAACGCUUGGGAAGCCUACAAAUGCUUUGCAAGAGCAGCUGAGCAUGGCAAUGAAGACGCAAUGAUUGAGCUGGCUCACUUUUACAAGGACGGCAUCUCUGGUUACCUGAGCCCUCAGCCAUUAUUAGCUUUCCAAUGGUGCCACAAAGCAACAGAAAAUGGAGAUGCAGCAGCAGAUUAUGUACUAGGCACAUUUUAUGAAUAUGGCAUUGGUGUCUACCCAGAUCAAGCAGCAGCGCAAGAAUGGUACAAGCGAUCAGCAUCAAAGAGAUACGAACCUGCAGAGGAAAGAUUACGCAUCAAGAGAAGCUCCAGCAAUCAACAGAUUCAUCAACAGCAAAAGUCGCAUGAGCAUAAAUACAACCAUCGUCCACAGACUGGACCUAAACAGUACUAUGAAGAAAGCGUCAGGCUAGCUGAAACAUCCAGGCGCACUCAUGCUGAGCAAAACUGCCAAAUCAUGUAG
Mucor velutinosus is the source of this 2463-nucleotide messenger RNA. RefSeq lists its product as uncharacterized. The transcript has 4 exons. The record is from RefSeq and is a predicted model, not a curated record. The coding region runs from base 1 to 2463 and encodes 820 amino acids. NCBI's taxonomy places the organism in Eukaryota, Fungi, Mucoromycota, Mucoromycetes, Mucorales, Mucoraceae. Gene Ontology annotation, molecular function: protein binding.